UCGCGGUGCUGGUCCCGGUGCCUCUGACCCCCUAUCCCCCCCCCCCAGGGCCCCCUCGUUCCGGCUGCCCCCCACCCCCGAGACCCCCUGCAUCCUGGUGGGGCCCGGCACCGGCAUCGCCCCAUUCCGCAGCUUCUGGCAGCAGCGGCUGCACCAGCUGCGGGAGGGAGGUGGCCCCCUGGGCCCCAUGGUGCUGGUGUUCGGGUGCCGCUCCCCCAACCUGGACCACAUCUACAGGCAGGAGAUGGAGGAGGCACGGGAGGGGGGGGCCCUCAGCAUGGUCCUGACUGCCUUCUCCCGAGAGCCCGGGACCCCCAAGACCUACGUGCAGGACGUGCUGCGGACACAGCUGGCAGCAGAGGUGCACCAGGUGCUGUGCCAGAGCGGGGGACACAUGUAUGUCUGUGGGGACGUCACCAUGGCCACCGAGGUGCUGCAGACCGUGCAGCAGAUCCUGGCCCAGCAGGGUGGCAUGACACUGGGGCAGGCGGGGGACUUCAUCAGCGAGCUGCGGGACAAGAACCAUUACCACGAGGACAUUUUUGGGCUGACAUUCCGCACGCAGGAGGUGGCAUUCCGCAUCCGCAGCCAAUCCUUCUCCCUGCAGGAGCGGGGGCGGCCGGGACCCCCACCCUGACCACGGGGACAGGGACACGGAGGGCCCCACAGCCGAUCCCACUCCCCCCUGUGGCCCCAG
Molecule: messenger RNA, 697 nt
Organism: Calypte anna (Anna's hummingbird)
Lineage: Eukaryota; Metazoa; Chordata; Aves; Apodiformes; Trochilidae
Product: nitric oxide synthase, endothelial
Exons: 4
Biological process (GO): nitric oxide biosynthetic process
Molecular function (GO): nitric-oxide synthase activity
Source: RefSeq, a predicted model, not a curated record